CGCAACCGCACGCGAGAAAAGUCACGUGAUUAUGUUUAUAUAGUGUUGUUUAUCCGAAACUUCGAAGAUGUUCACACGGCCUACACUCGGUUGCGUGUUUCUGCUAUCCACCGUGUUCGCAACAGACAUCAAGACUCCUGGAAUAUCCCAGUUCUGGACAGACGACUACAAAGUUUUCGAUCAGAUAUACGGAAAGACGUCCGACAAGGAACUGUACGGAACCACUAUCCCAGCGGGUAUUACUUAUGGCUUGGAUUUCAAAAACCCAAUCGCCAUCGAGGCUUCAGAUAAGAGAGAAAGAUAUUUAACCAAUGGGAAGAAUAUUCUGGAAUUUGAUCCUCACGCCUAUGAUAUGAGCGACAGGUAUGCCAAACUAUUUGCCAAGUCACUAUACUCCGAAAAAAGUAAACCUUCUUCAGCCCUACAGUUCAUAAGUUUCUCAGACUUUAAGCCUAUAAGCGAAUCAACUGAUCCAGAAACCUAUAAUUACUUGAAACAUUUGGAGCAUUCUAGUAAAGAAAAGUAUGAGGUUCCAAAGAAAUUGAAAACCAAAUUUAAACCUUAUACAGAAGUUGACUCGGAAGGAGAAGCGGAUGAAGCAUACAGAAGUAUUCAAGAUAUAUUAGAUGCACAUGAAGCAAAUAAAGGUACGGAAUCUACUGAAGAAGAAGACUUUAAUGUAAGACCGAAGGGAAAAAAGCAUGCAUCAGAUGAAAGUGAUGGAUUAAGGUAUUCUAGAAGUAGAAAUAGGAGUAAAGUGAGGUUUUUAAAUGGUAACAGUAUAAAAUCUAGAUGCGUUACUGGCAGAUGCCGAAGCCCUUCCGUACGUGUUAGUACGAGACCUUACAUAAGAAAAAUAAAGCACUAUCGGUAUUCUAGACGCUAG
Messenger RNA from Pararge aegeria (speckled wood butterfly), 886 nucleotides. RefSeq lists its product as uncharacterized. NCBI's taxonomy places the organism in Eukaryota, Metazoa, Arthropoda, Insecta, Lepidoptera, Nymphalidae. The coding region runs from base 68 to 886 and encodes 272 amino acids. The transcript has 3 exons. The record is from RefSeq and is a predicted model, not a curated record.